Molecule: messenger RNA, 269 nt
Organism: Drosophila subpulchrella
Lineage: Eukaryota; Metazoa; Arthropoda; Insecta; Diptera; Drosophilidae
Exons: 1
Coding region: 35-232 (65 amino acids)
Biological process (GO): mitochondrial respiratory chain complex I assembly
Cellular component (GO): mitochondrion
Source: RefSeq, a predicted model, not a curated record
UGCCGCCGCACAAGCGCUGAGCAGAUACUGAGGCAUGGAAUCGGUGCGCAAGGCCAACCAACGACUCCGCAACUAUCCGGUUCUGCUGACCAAGUGCGCGGACAAGGCCACGGCGUAUGCGGUGUGCGUUUCACGGGAUCUGAACGUUCAGCACAAGAUCUGCGACGCCGAGUUCAAGGAGUUCCUCAACUGCAUCCGCAAGAGCGCCCUGGAAAUGAAGACCAAGCUGUAGACAAUCGAAAACAAUAAAACACAAUGCCUCAAACAAA